Vigna unguiculata (cowpea) is the source of this 2357-nucleotide messenger RNA. It is a transcript of the gene PKP-ALPHA, whose product is annotated as Pyruvate kinase family protein. The record is from RefSeq and is a predicted model, not a curated record. Gene Ontology annotation, molecular function: magnesium ion binding; pyruvate kinase activity; potassium ion binding. Lineage: Eukaryota; Viridiplantae; Streptophyta; Magnoliopsida; Fabales; Fabaceae. Gene Ontology annotation, biological process: glycolytic process.
UUUACCCUAACGAAAAAACACAGGUCUUAGACAGCACAGAACAGAACAGAGCUCGCCUCGUAGAAUCCGCAGUUCCGUUUGGAGGGAGACAAGUGCAACUCCGUUAGUAACGCCCAGCACUCCAAAAAGUGAGACACACUUUCUCUUCACUUCGCAUUCGCUUCUCCUUUCAUUUCGUUCAACUCUGUUUCUCUCUCUCUCUCUCUGCCACGCGCCGCCAUGUCGGUCUCGCAUUCCCUCAAUCUCCGCCUCUUCGCCCCUCCCCCCACCGCCAUUCCCACCCACGCCCCUCUCCCCCCUACCAACCUUCUCUUCCCUCGCCACCGCCGUCUCCCCUACCUCCGUGCCUCCUCCUCCCCGGAAAUCCUCGUCUCUGACAACAACGGCGUCCCGGCCCCGCUCUCCGAUCCGAGCUCCAUCGAGGUGGACGCCGUGACGGAGGCGGAGCUUAAGGAGAACGGGUUCCGCAGCACGCGGAGGACGAAGCUGGUAUGCACGGUGGGCCCCGCCACGUGCGGGUUCGAGCAGCUGGAGGCCCUGGCUGUUGGAGGCAUGAACGUGGCGCGAAUCAACAUGUGCCACGGCACGAGGGAGUGGCACAAGGAGGUUAUUGACCGCGUCCGGCGGCUGAACCACGAGAAGGGCUUCGCCGUCGCCAUCAUGAUGGACACUGAAGGCAGUGAGAUUCACAUGGGUGAUCUCGGUGGCGCUUCCUCUGUCAAGGCCGAUGACGGUGAGAUCUGGACCUUCAGUGUGAGAGCCUUCGAUUCAACUCUCCCCCAACACACCAUCAAUGUCAGUUAUGAAGGCUUUGCCGAAGAUGUGCAAGUGGGGGAUGAACUUUUGGUGGAUGGAGGAAUGGUUAGGUUUGAGGUGAUUCAAAAAAUUGGCCCAGAUGUCGAAUGCCGUUGCACUGAUCCUGGCUUAUUGCUGCCGCGAGCCAAUCUCACUUUCUGGAGGAAUGGUAGUUUAGUCCGAGAAAGGAAUGCCAUGCUCCCUACUAUUUCUUCCAAGGAUUGGUUAGACAUUGAUUUUGGUAUUGCUGAGGGCGUUGAUUUUAUUGCCAUUUCAUUUGUGAAGUCUGCUGAAGUUAUUACUCAUCUUAAAAGCUACAUUGCUGCACGGUCUCGUGAUAGUGAUAUUUCUGUCAUCGCAAAGAUAGAAAGUAUUGACUCAUUGAAGAAUUUAGAAGAGAUCAUCCAAGCGGCAGAUGGAGCUAUGGUGGCACGAGGAGAUUUGGGUGCUCAAAUACCUUUAGAGCAGGUUCCAUCUGCUCAACAAAGGAUUGUUCAACUGUGCAGGCAAUUGAAUAAGCCUGUUAUUGUUGCUUCUCAAUUACUUGAAUCCAUGAUUGAGUACCCUACACCUACAAGAGCUGAAGUUGCAGAUGUUUCUGAAGCUGUCAGGCAACGUGCUGAUGCUUUGAUGCUUUCUGGUGAGUCAGCCAUGGGCCAGUACCCUGACAAGGCCUUAACUGUUUUAAGGAGUGUCAGUUUGAGAAUUGAGAAGUGGUGGAGGGAUGAGAAACGCUAUGAAGCUAUGUUGCUCCCAUCAGUUGGGUCUUAUUUUUCAGAAAAAAUAUCAGAAGAAAUCUGCAAUUCUGCUGCUAAGAUGGCCAAUAAUUUAGAGGUGGAUGCACUUUUUGUGUACACGAAGACAGGGUACAUGGCAUCUUUAUUGUCGCGAUGCCGUCCUGACUGCCCAAUCUUUGCUUUUACUACCACUCCAUCUGUGCGGAGGCGUCUCAAUCUCCAGUGGGGUUUGAUACCUUUCCGUCUGAGCUUCUCAGAUGAUAUGGAAAGCAAUCUCAACAGAACCUUUGCGUUGCUCAAGGCCAGAAAUCUCAUCAAAUCAGGUGACCUUGUCAUUGCAGUCUCAGAUAUGUUGCAGUCAAUACAAGUGAUGAAUGUUCCUUGAGAACAUGUUUCAUUCCUUCUGAAAGCCAACAUAGCCGUUUGUUCAAAACCUCGGAUGCUGCUAGAUUGCUAAAUUGGGACCGAGACUUCAUGAAUGAAUUUUGUCAUCCUGCUUUUUAAUUUAUAGGACGCAACUAAGUUUGGGAGAGUUUAUGUUAUUACGAUGAAGUUCUCUAUUUUAAUGCAUACACCUUGAAGCUUUAGAUUUCUUUUAGGCGAGCGAGGCGAUAUAGUGGAUAGCUACCCUUUUUUAAGUUGUAUGACAUAUCAGCAUUGUUGUUUUAUAUCUCUGUAGUUUGUAUUAGCUUACCACUUCAAUGUUGGCUAAAAUGUGAAGUUUUCAAAAAGAUUAGUCGCAUAUCAUUAUGCACAAUGUAUUUGUUCUGGGCAAACUCAAUGCUAGUAGAAUAAGUAAAUCGGCAUCCAAGUAUUUUUAGAAGA